Molecule: messenger RNA, 2637 nt
Organism: Gasterosteus aculeatus aculeatus (three-spined stickleback)
Lineage: Eukaryota; Metazoa; Chordata; Actinopteri; Perciformes; Gasterosteidae
Gene: sumo3a
Product: small ubiquitin like modifier 3a
Molecular function (GO): protein binding
Source: RefSeq, a predicted model, not a curated record
UCGUGUAAGUCCAACUUACGUCCAAAGCGCGUACCCGUCGGCGGAGGAAAGGAGAGGACACAAGGCGGCAGAAAGACAAAUUCCGCUCAAUUAACCGAAUAUUCUGAAAACACGCACACGAAAUACAGCCAAGAUGUCAGAGGAAAAGCCAAAGGAGGGAGUAAAGACCGAGAACGAUCACAUCAACCUCAAGGUUGCAGGGCAAGAUGGGUCGGUGGUCCAGUUUAAGAUCAAAAGGCACACACCGCUCAGCAAGCUAAUGAAGGCGUACUGCGACCGACAGGGCCUGGCGAUAAGGCAGAUCAGGUUCAGGUUUGAUGGCCAGCCUAUCAAUGAGACGGAUACACCUGCACAGCUGGAGAUGGAAGAUGAAGACACCAUAGAUGUUUUCCAGCAGCAGACAGGCGGCCACUGUUAAGCCCUCUCCACCUCAUUGACGGCCACCUUCAGUGCCCUCUCCCCACCCCUCCCCCCCAGCCACUUUCACUGUCCCCUCCAUGCCUCCUCUGCCUAUCGUCGUUGUUGUUAUUAUUAUUAUUAUUAUUAUCAUUAUCAUUAUAAUAAUGAUAAUGAAUUUUAUUUCUUCAGUUUCAAGAUGUCUGUCAUGGUUUUUCGUCAGGUGUGUGAGGGGCUCCUCAACUGUUUGUGUAGUGUCUAAGCCAGGACUGAACUUUUGUGCGCGUCAACAGUCUCCCCGCUGGCCAAUCAGGACGUUUCCUCCUGGCCGCGCAGGCUGUGAUUGGACCAACAGUACGUCACAGCUGUUCCUGGUUUGUCUCGCACUCCUCAUUCAUUCUCCGGUGAAAGCUUAGUAUCCAGUAGUGUGUCACAGUUUUCAUCCAUCGUGGUCAGACGCGAGGCUCCGCCGGUUUUUGUCAAUGGGCAUGAAAAUGGUUUGAAGCGGAAGCUCCAUCGGAACUUCUUACACACGGGCCCUUCCAUUUCACUUUGCUCUAAUGUGUUUUUUGUCUGACCUGCUCUUCUGUUAAAAGGUAUUUUAAUUAAGACCUGCGAUGCUUUUGUAUUUUCUUUUCUUUUUUUUUCUUUAAAAAAUUAACCAGGGAGCUUGUUGAUUCUCCUGUACAGAAGUAUCAGAGUGAGCGUUGGAUAAAAGUUGGGUUGCUUGGACCGAUACUCCAAAGACCAAACUUAGGCUUUAUAUUUGAUGUACUUUGAUCACUCGUAAAGGAAAUUGCAAGGUCGAAACAGUCACAUUUUAAGGGAGUUUGUAUUUCAUUGAUGUUAUUUGCUUUGUUUUUGACUAAUUGAGAAAGGUUGUGGGUAUCCAUGGUACAGACUUUAUUCGCUCAUUAUGAUAAAUUCCUAAUGGGGUUGGGGUGGGCGCUGUUAACUUAUCCUUUGAGAUGGUAAGGGUCUGGCUGUGUAAGAUAGUCUUUUGAUGUAGAAUACUUUGUUUUCUGAUGAAACGGCCAGUGGCCAGUCCUUGUGUUACGCUUACAGGUAGCUCCGCUUGUGGGUUUUACAAUUUGGAGAAUUUAAGUAGUGGGUUGGUCCGACUGACUGGGAAGGUCCCUCCUCAACGCUGUUUAGGGGUCUGCUGUCGCAUCGGUAUUGGUCUCGUAAAUAUAGGGCGAUGGGACAACUGAUUCUACGUAUGUUUUUGAAGAGAUGCUUUCCAGGUGAGCAGGGAGUUCCAACAAAAGUUUUUAAAAAAACCAACGCAUUUAGAAGACACUUUUCACUGCGGAUGUGGAUUGCCAAGCUGUUCCCUUACGUGCACAGGGCCAGAGUUUCAGGCAAUUUGUUGAGAAGCCUGACUGCUGUUCUGCAAACAGUGGCAUCCUUAGUGGUCACAAGUGUCUUCGAUAUUUUACAGUUCAGGCUAGGAUGCAUGACGUUUGUUGUAUUUGCUGUGCGGGCAGGGAGAACAGGGUUCUGCACCCACAGGGCCCCGUUCUUUCUACGCAGACAACAGUUUCAUUUGGUUGAUGGACGGACUUAGAUUUUUCAAUUCGGUCAGGAUGUUAAAGUAAGUAGUCAUUGUGCUGAACACUGGCAACGGUGUUAAAUUAUUCAGUGAGUUGUGUCAUGAAACCCUGUUUUUAAAGUUUGUUUUUUUUCUUCCCAUAAGGCUACGUUUUCAAAGAUGCUAACAGAUUGAUAUCGUCAUCUCUGAACAAGUUGUGUGUUUUAGAUCAUGCAUUUUAAAGCUUAAAUUACCCUUUGAAUACGACUUUUCCCCAAUUUCAUAUUCAACAUAAAUGCUUACUAAUAUUCACUACUGUCCACUCUGGCAUGAAUAAAUAUAAAAUUUAAUUUGAAGACCCAUAUUUCAUAAUGUCUCCAGUCAGUAACAAGUCAUGAGGCCAAACAGUUUGGUCUAUUGAAAUGCUAAAUCUGGGAGUGAUUACUCUGCACAAGCCAAAAGUUAACGACCCUGGUUUCUAGCUUUCCAGUCACGCAAAAUAAGAGCACAGUCAUCAAGACAGCCUUCCAAUUGAACAACGGAGUUUGUUUGACCGAGAUCUUUUGAGCAAAAUAACAUGAGCUCAGCCGUGUAAUGUACAAAGAACGGGGCCCACAUCUUGUCACGUCAUGUUAUUUGUUCUCUACUGAUUUGUACAUUAUUUGUGGUCUUUUACUACUGUAUACAAUAAAUAUAGUUUGGUACUCAGA